Messenger RNA from Daphnia carinata, 912 nucleotides. RefSeq names its product proteasome subunit alpha type-6-like. The record is from RefSeq and is a predicted model, not a curated record. Bases 138 to 878 code for a protein of 246 amino acids. The transcript is spliced from 7 exons. Gene Ontology annotation, biological process: ubiquitin-dependent protein catabolic process. NCBI's taxonomy places the organism in Eukaryota, Metazoa, Arthropoda, Branchiopoda, Diplostraca, Daphniidae. Gene Ontology annotation, cellular component: nucleus; cytosol; proteasome core complex.
CAGCUCAAGCACAAAUUUCUUCAAGUCAUUCAGGCUUCGGCAACGACCAAAAUUGCUGGCAUUUGAUUCUCAUAUUCGUUGGGCUAUUCGAAGCAGAGGUUCCAGCUCCCAAAAACAUCCCAUAAGUAUUUUUCGCCAUGUCUCGAGGUAGCAGUGCAGGAUUUGACAGGCAUAUAACUAUCUUUUCACCGGAAGGGCGCCUGUAUCAAGUUGAAUAUGCUUUCAAAGCAAUUAAUCAAGGGGGUCUUACCUCGGUUGCCUUGAAGGGUGUAGACACUGCAGUUGUUGUCACCCAAAAGAAAGUGCCUGACAAGUUGAUUGAUCCAUCAACUGUUUCUCAUAUUUUUAAGAUAACCACAAACAUUGGAUGUGUUAUGACAGGGAUGACAGCUGAUGCCCGCUCCCAAGUCCAGCGAGCUCGCUAUGAAGCUGCUAAUUGGAAAUACAAAUAUGGCUAUGAGAUUCCAGUAGAUGUUUUGUGCAAACGAAUUGCAGACAUUUGCCAGGUUUAUACCCAGAAUGCGGAAAUGCGUCCUCUGGGCUGCAGUAUGAUUGUAAUUGCCUAUGACGAAGAAAUGGGACCUGCUGUAUACAAAGCUGAUCCAGCAGGAUACUACUGUGGAUAUCGUGCUACUUCGGUCGGUGUGAAACAAACCGAAGCUUCUUCAUAUCUAGAGAAGAAAUACAAGAAGAAACAAAACUACACACAUGAUGAGGUUAUCCAGCUGGCUAUCACCACACUUUCACAUAUUCUAACUGCUGACUUCAAACCCUCUGAUAUUGAGAUUGGAGUAGUUUCUAAGGAUAAACCAACAUUCAGCAUUCUGUCGGAGACUGAAAUUGAUAAGCAUCUUACUGCUAUUGCUGAAAAGGACUGAACACAAUUUUGUGACUGUCAUUUCAACUCUGAAA